This is a messenger RNA of Telopea speciosissima, 1721 nucleotides long. Its product is annotated as protein FIP2. The coding region runs from base 301 to 1365 and encodes 354 amino acids. Gene Ontology annotation, molecular function: transcription cis-regulatory region binding. Gene Ontology annotation, cellular component: nucleus. NCBI's taxonomy places the organism in Eukaryota, Viridiplantae, Streptophyta, Magnoliopsida, Proteales, Proteaceae. The transcript has a single exon. The record is from RefSeq and is a predicted model, not a curated record.
UGGUUUAGGCCAUAGGGAGGUUAGAGGUGGGGUGCAUUUGGUGAUGUCUAAGCUGUGGUGGCAACCAAUUGGGAAGGGUGGUGGGGGGUGGGGAGAAACCUGGGAAGCGCUGACCGCCUCAGAGAGAGGUGUUGGGGGUGCGCAGCUUAAGCUGCGUACGCUCGCGUCAUACGGCCCCGCGUCCCUUAAGCGGUGGCGGAUCUUGGAUCUUGAAAUCAGCCGCACAUCCCUCCCCUAAUAACACCACCACCAUCUCAUGUUCUCACAUUAUGUUCCCCACCACCACCACCACCACCAUCCAUGGCUGCUUCCUCCUCCUCUCCCCAAGACCCAACCCCAAUUCCAACCACAACCACCGCCGCCACUACCAUCACCACCACCACCACCACAGCCCCCUGUCCAACCCCUAAACCUUCCUCUAGACGCCUCCCUCCCCCUUGUUGGUCCCAUGAAGAAACUGUAGCCCUCAUUGAUUCCUAUCGUGAGAAAUGGUACACCCUCCGCCGUGGCAACCUCAAGGCCUCCCACUGGCAAGAAGUCGCCGACGCCGUUGCUCGGCGCUGUCGUUUCGCCACCCCUUCUAAGACCUCUGUCCAGUGCCGCCACAAGGUCGAAAAGCUCCGCAAGCGCUACCGUGCAGAGAAGCAGAAAGCCUUAUCCAACCCUGGCCGCUUCUCCUCCUCUUGGGUCUACUUUCGCAAGAUGGAUGCUAUGGAGAAAGGCCCUUCUUCUGCAACAGCCCAUUCUAAUGGUACUGAUGAAGACGACGACGACAACGACAACGGCAAUGAGGAUGAUGACGAGAACGAAGUCGAAGAUGACGAGGAAGAUCCACUGCCUCCCACCAAUACACGCAGUCUCCAUCGCCUUCUUAACAAUGGGGUUAGUAGCAGUGGUGGCCGCGGAGGAGGUGUUAGAGGGUUUCGUCUUAGAAUACCUAGUCUGCCCACGAGUGCUCUGCCGCCCGUCACGGGAUUCCGGUCCAAGGGCUUCGAUAGGGUCGUCGAUGGAAACUCUAAUGCGAACCGUAACCAUAACCCUAGGUACUUGAAUGGUUGUUCCCCCUCGACGUCCAGCUUUGGGCGGAGGACCGAUGGUGGUAGGGGUCUGGGAGGAGGAGGGGUUAAGAGAGAUUUUAAUCCGGUUUCCGAGAUGGUUACUUCGAUUAAGCUGUUGGGAGAAGGGUUUGUGAAGAUGGAGCAGAUGAAGAUUGAGGUGGCUAGAGAGAUUGAGAGAAUGCGGAUGGAGAUGGAGAUGAAGCGGACUGAAAUGAUUCUCGAGUCCCAGCAGCGGAUCGUGGAAGCCUUUGCUAAAGGUUUGUCUGGGAAGAAAAAGAUCAAGAGGUUACACUCGCCGGAUUCAUAGGCAAGGAAGCAUAAAAACUGUUUUUUUGUUUACUACUCUUUCACAUUUUAAUGGAUCUGCACAGGAUUUGAAAGAACAUAUAUCGAGAAGCCUUGAUUUGGGUCGAGAUGGCAGAGGUCAAUUCCACUGCUUACUGCAUGCAAAUUCAAGUCUUGGGCUCGUGUACCCAAUAGUCCAAUUUGGUCUUGUUGUCGAGAUAUGGAAGUUGGUGAGUUGAAGAUUUGAAGAUCUUACGAAAUUCCUCUUUUUGUUUUUACAUUUUCUCUGUUCAAAUAACUGACUGUCGAAACCUCAGAACUUGCUUAGUUUUGUAUUUUUUUGUUAUUUAAGAGGAGAAAAAGAAUUACUGUUUCUUA